GUUUUAGGUGAUGUAAUAGUCUCCCCCCAUUACCAACCUCUCCAACAGCACUUAGCUAAAUCUAAACCCAGAAAAGCAGUAGUGGAAGUGUGAGCAUGUUUUUUAUUGGAACUCUUGCAGGUUGUGAAGCUGCGUCUGAGGGCAGGCAGGUGCGCUCUGGUAAUGCAGCUGCAGUGGGUCUGGGGCUGCUGUGUUUUAUCCUGCUGGCUGUAAUCGUGGGUCUGAGUAUCAAACACAAUGCAGAAAUACAGCAGAUCCAGAACAGCUAUACCAACAUCACACUGGAGAGAGACCAGCUACAGACCAGCUACACCAACAUCACACUGGAGAGAGACCAGUUACAAACCAGCUACACCAACAUCACACUGGAGAGAGACCAGUUACAAACCAGCUAUGACAAUCUGACCUUAGAAAGAGAUGGACUUCAAAGCAGGCUUGCUAACAUUGACAUAUUCUGUCCUCCUGGCUGGAAAAAGUUCAUGUCCAGCUGUUACUACAUUUCUAUCAACAUGCAAACCUGGGAUCAGAGCAGGAUGGAUUGCAGAGGAAAAGGAGCGGAUCUGGUGAUCAUAAACAGCGAAGAGGAACAGACUUUUGUUUCUGGACUGGCGAGAAACUUCUGGAUUGGUCUGACAGACCAGUACCACCAGGGCCAGUGGAAAUGGGUGGACGGCUCAUCACUGACAUCCCAGUAA
Messenger RNA from Astyanax mexicanus (Mexican tetra), 695 nucleotides. Its product is annotated as CD209 antigen-like protein C. NCBI's taxonomy places the organism in Eukaryota, Metazoa, Chordata, Actinopteri, Characiformes, Acestrorhamphidae. The transcript is spliced from 3 exons. The record is from RefSeq and is a predicted model, not a curated record. The coding region runs from base 96 to 695 and encodes 199 amino acids.